GUCGCGUCGAUCUAUGAUUUUUUGCUUCUUAUUCGUGCAUCUCCUUCCGACAACCGGCCUAUACAUCGCCACUUUAUUGUACGAUUAUUAUUCUUCUUAUCAUUCUUCUCAUAUCCGAUUUCGUCGUAAAAGAAGAGAAUUGUUUGCUCCGAUCUUUGUUAUUUGAAGGGAAUAUACAUUGUUUGGACACAUGGACUGCGAUACACGAGGAAUGAUCGAGACAUCGACGUGAUGCACUUUCGAGAUAACAUACUCCUGGCCGCUGCAGUGCAUGCACAGUGGUUGUUGGAAUAACUUUUCAUCUAUCUAGCCUCCCUGGUGGACAUCAUUCUUUGAUCUUCUGUGGCUAACUCAAUCGAGGACCAUGAAGAGUAGUUCGAGCCUCUACUCGAAAAUACUCGUGUGGGUAUUCUAUCUGUCCGCUAUUCUUCUUCUUCUCCUUCCGUCGAGAACCGCUGCCUUGGAGGAGAAUUGUACGGAUUUCCAAGGAGCGAUCGUUCGACACGGUCUCCUUUAUGUACCAGGACCUGCGGUUUGCAGUCUCUGCGUCUGUUAUCAUUCAGAACCAAUGUGGUGUCAAUCCAUCUUCUGCACACCACCUUACAGAUGCAAGAAGUUUCGGGUCGGCGAACGAUGCUGUGAAUUCGAGUGUCUGGAUGAUAUUGAUACGAAUUGGACAGGGCCUGAUUUGAUUAUUGCAAAUGAUUCCUCCAGAAUUCAAGAACAAGGGAUAUUUUGGCUGAUGGGCUUAAUAAUGCUGUUAAGAGCGUUCUAGUUUUUUAACGAGGAUCCAGAUGGCGUCGUCGAUGGAAUUCGAUCAUUAUGAAAUGUCAACGACAAAUAUGGACCAGUAAAGGAUUAAGGUACGAUAUAAUGUGAUGAUGAAACAUCGCGUUUGUACCUGUUGAUUAUACCUCGAGAAAUAGCGUGUUAUAAUUAUGAAAAUUUCUUGCAAAUUUUUUUUAUUGUUCUUUCAUUAUGGGUUCAUUAUAAAUUAUAAAUCAAAUGGAUUUCAUAUCCGAUAGGCAAGAUUAAAUUAAAUUGGAUUGGGAUUUAACUUGCUUCUUUAUAAUAUUGACUUAUUUCUAUAUAGAUAGACGAUUAUUACUUAAUGUUAUAGUUUUUUUUAAAUAUUAUUAUAUUUCUUUUAAUAAAUUAUUCUUUUAAUCUUA
Apis laboriosa (Himalayan honeybee) is the source of this 1172-nucleotide messenger RNA. RefSeq lists its product as uncharacterized. The transcript is spliced from 4 exons. NCBI's taxonomy places the organism in Eukaryota, Metazoa, Arthropoda, Insecta, Hymenoptera, Apidae. The coding region runs from base 365 to 775 and encodes 136 amino acids. Gene Ontology annotation, cellular component: membrane. The record is from RefSeq and is a predicted model, not a curated record.